Messenger RNA from Chlamydomonas reinhardtii, 1322 nucleotides. RefSeq lists its product as uncharacterized. Gene Ontology annotation, biological process: response to oxidative stress; cell redox homeostasis; cellular response to stress. NCBI's taxonomy places the organism in Eukaryota, Viridiplantae, Chlorophyta, Chlorophyceae, Chlamydomonadales, Chlamydomonadaceae. Bases 10 to 717 code for a protein of 235 amino acids. The record is from RefSeq and is a predicted model, not a curated record. The transcript is spliced from 3 exons. Gene Ontology annotation, molecular function: thioredoxin peroxidase activity.
ACAAACACCAUGGCCGCUCUGCAGUCUGCUUCCCGCUCUUCGGCGGUGGCCUUCUCGCGCCAGGCGCGCGUGGCCCCGCGCGUUGCCGCCAGCGUUGCUCGUCGCAGCCUGGUCGUGCGCGCUUCCCACGCCGAGAAGCCCCUGGUGGGCUCCGUGGCCCCUGACUUCAAGGCCCAGGCCGUGUUCGACCAGGAGUUCCAGGAGAUUACCCUGAGCAAGUACCGUGGCAAGUACGUGGUGCUGUUCUUCUACCCCCUGGACUUCACCUUCGUGUGCCCCACCGAGAUCACUGCCUUCUCGGACCGCUACAAGGAGUUCAAGGACAUCAACACCGAGGUUCUGGGUGUGUCUGUGGACAGCCAGUUCACCCACCUGGCCUGGAUUCAGACCGACCGCAAGGAGGGUGGCCUGGGCGACCUGGCCUACCCCCUGGUGGCUGACCUGAAGAAGGAGAUCUCCAAGGCCUACGGCGUCCUGACCGAGGACGGCAUCUCCCUGCGCGGCCUGUUCAUCAUCGACAAGGAGGGCGUUGUGCAGCACGCCACCAUCAACAACCUGGCUUUCGGCCGCUCGGUCGACGAGACCAAGCGUGUGCUGCAGGCCAUCCAGUACGUGCAGUCCAACCCCGAUGAGGUCUGCCCCGCCGGCUGGAAGCCCGGUGACAAGACCAUGAAGCCCGACCCCAAGGGCUCCAAGGAGUACUUCUCUGCCGUGUAACUUGACCUCUCCUAAAGAGGCCAUGGCACGCACUGGCGUCAGCGCAGUACUCUAGGCAUGCUGCACUUCAGCGGGCAUGCGGAAGACCAGUGCAUCGGCAGGCUGGGCGCGCACGGAGGCGAGAACCGAGGCGGCAGCAGCAGCGGCUGGCGGCUGUGGAAGUAGGCGCUAGCAGCAGCAGCGGCUGACGAGGUGACUUCGCCCGGAGGCGCGUGUGGCGGAGCAUGUGCACGUGGACUUGUACUUUUGGUUGAUGGAUCAGGGCUGCGUUGCUGGUGCUGCGGACUGGCGGUAGUCGCACGUGGCUGAUUGGUGCGUGUGGGUGCUGUGCGGGCUGGCGUGACGGCACGCAACCUGUGUGGGGACCUGUUGGUACGCUCGCGAUAAUGCAGUGCGCGGUCCGAGCGGAGGGACGCGGCGGUGAAUAGCUGCUGUAGUUUCAGGCAGGGAUGACACGGUGACGGGUGGUUGCGCCCACAUCCAACCGGCAUGAGUGCUUUCGCCCAAUUUUGCAGAUGAGGGCUGGUACAGGCUGGACGGCGUGUGAACGUUGCCGGGCGUUCCGUUGAAGGCGGGCGCUGCUUAUGGUGUAACCGAAACGUAUC